Molecule: messenger RNA, 523 nt
Organism: Pectinophora gossypiella (pink bollworm)
Lineage: Eukaryota; Metazoa; Arthropoda; Insecta; Lepidoptera; Gelechiidae
Product: protein lin-52 homolog
Exons: 4
Coding region: 36-425 (129 amino acids)
Biological process (GO): regulation of DNA-templated transcription
Cellular component (GO): DRM complex
Source: RefSeq, a predicted model, not a curated record
CUGUGGUCACUCAGUUGUCAAUCGAUAAUUGGAAAAUGGCCGCGAAACAAAAUUCUACUGUUCAAGAAGCCCAACCUAGUACAAGUACUAGUACGUCGGAUGAUAUUCCGAUGACAUCCUUGGAAGAAAGUCUUCUCAGCUUGGAGAAACUAGAUCGUGCUUCUCCGGAAAUAUGGCCCGAAUCGAUUCCAGGAUUGUCGGAGUACGCGCCGCUACCCAAUGCAAAGCAAUCACCACCUCCAUGGAACAGAGGACUUACUAGAGAGGACAUCAAUUAUGUGCACCAACUAGGACUCCUAUCAGCAAGUGGAUUAAUAUUAGAAGUGAAGAAACUCCAUGAUCUCGCUUACCAACUGGGGCUUGAGGAAGCUAAAGAAAUGACCAGGGGCAAAUACCUCAACAUAUUCUCAAAAAGGCAACGGUAGAUUGUUAUGAUACCUAUAUCUUGCCUUUAUGUAUAUUUUUGUUUUUAAGUUUUGCAUUGUAGUAAGUACUUAGAUAUUAAAAUAAAAAUUAAAUUAUA